This is a messenger RNA of Schistocerca americana (American grasshopper), 2046 nucleotides long. RefSeq names its product nucleolar protein 11. Lineage: Eukaryota; Metazoa; Arthropoda; Insecta; Orthoptera; Acrididae. The coding region runs from base 139 to 1977 and encodes 612 amino acids. Gene Ontology annotation, biological process: maturation of SSU-rRNA. The record is from RefSeq and is a predicted model, not a curated record. Gene Ontology annotation, cellular component: nucleus; nucleolus. Gene Ontology annotation, molecular function: RNA binding. The transcript has 9 exons.
AGCCAUUGGCAGCCAUGCCCAUUUAGCAAGAAACUUUGCGCAGAGCAUCGUAAGAUAUUAUUUAAGUGUUUACUGAAAGUAAAGCACGGUGCCCACGGUGGGUUUGUUUACGUAUUGUGAGUGUAGAGUAUGUGAUUAAUGGCAAAAUUAGGUGUUGCGUAUGGGCUUUGCCCACUGAUUGACGAAAGUAGUUUACUUGGUGUAACAGACGAUUCCCAGCCCGGUACUGUGCUUGUGACACUUGGGAGAAAUAUCGUUAUAAGAUAUAAGUUGCAAGAUCAGAAGCAGAUUGGUAGCUGGAGCACAAAAAGCAGACUGACAUCACCUGUAAUAUACGACAAAGCAAACAAACAGUAUGUGGGUGUGUUUCACUAUAACCAAAUCCGGACAUGGGCAGAGAAUGAUGACAGGUUGGAUAAAGCAAAUAAAAUAAAGUUUCAGGAACCCAUAAACUGCAUUUUGUCAUCUUCUGAAGAAAAACCUCCCAUUGUUCUUUUCAAAAAUGGUCGUGUGUUACCAUUAGAUGCUGUUUUGCAAAAAAGGAAAGAAGACACCCAAAAGCCAGUUUUGGCAUCAGAUGAAGAAAUUGAAGAUUCCUAUAUUAUAUCCUCUGAAGGAAGAAAUUACGUCACUUUUUUAGCACGUAACUCAAAGAAUGGUGUAUUUUUGUAUGUGAUACCUGUUGUUGGAUCCAGGAAUGAAAUACAAAAAGUAAACUUAAAUAGGGAUGAACCUGACGUAACCUUAAAAGGCUUUACAGUUGUCCAGGAUUCAUCUUCCUGCCACAUUUUCACUUUAUGGAGUGAUGGCAAACUAUUCUCACUGAACGUCUUCCAUACCUCAGACAUAAAGUCUCCCGGAAAUUUUAUGCAAGCAGUCUCAUGUGUCAACACCAAGAAUCCAGUUGUGCUGAAGGCACUGAGUAGCACAUAUUUAAUGUUGUAUGGUGCAGAUCCUAGUGAAGAAGGUGCCUUUAUGCUGGUGCUGAAUUUGCAGUUCCGACUGGUAAAAUCAAGACUGCACUUCAAACUCUUCAGCCCGCGGCCCCAGGUGUGGCGUGUGCAGUCGGCACUGCUUCUCCCUGUUGGCCUUAGCCUGGUGGUAGUGCCAUUUCACAUAGGUGAUGAACGCCUUGCUGCCCUACUAGGCACUUCACGGCCUCUUCUUUCUGAAGCUGGAUUGCGGCCAGCUAUUGUGGCUGACUGGGGCACUACCAGUGAUACUGGCUCCAGUGUGGGUUCAGCACAGAAUAUCUUCUCCACGGCACCGAAUCACAUUCGUGAAAGGCUGGAAGGUGUUGCAUCAGAUGGCUGGCCACAGGCACUAAUAUUUUGUGAAAUUCUGCCUCAUCUGAUACAGAAGAAAGAUGUUAAAAGCCUAGAAUGGUGCUUAAGACACCUCACAGACUUACCAGAAGAUGGCCUUGUGCAAGUAUUAUCAUUCUGCCUGUCAGCGAAUGAUACAGUUUUUGAUUCUGGUGUGCCAGCUGUUGAUGGGGACACGUCAUUUUUAAUGAAUGGUGUUCUGGAUGACGAUGCAGACAUUGGAAUCAACAAAAUUAUGAAGAUAAAGCCGUUAAGUCCUCCUGGUAGGGCACAUCUCUUGCAAUUAGCUCUGAAUGCUCAUGUGAGUGAUGCAAAACUGACAGCACAUCUGCGCACACUUCCACUGGAUGAGGUGCUACUCUUGCUACGUCAUUUAGUUUACCAGCUGCAGCAAGACGUGACUGAUGUUCGGCUGCUGAACUGGUCGUGCACAGUGCUUGAUGCCCACUAUCAGCAGCUGCUGCUCAGCAGAGACAACCAGGUUGCCCAGUUACUUGCCGCCUUCCAUCAGAUUGUCAUUGGAAAUUUGAGCUGCAUGAAGGAUCUUGAGACAUCAGCAGCAAUUCUCCAUAGGCUGAAAGCAGGAAAACCAUUGAAAAAGCGACAGUGUAGUAACAAAGUGUAUUCAAUUGAAACACUUCGCUUGUAUUAAUGUAUCGUAGUUGAAAAUAAAUGUUAAAAUUGACUGUGUUUGUGUGAUUAAAAAACCUUAGAAGUUCAA